CUUCCUGGUGGCAAAUAGUCCCAAUGUACUAGCUAAUAGGUAAAUUAGAAUGCUUCAGUGCUUAAUCAAAUGCAAAGUAAAUCUUAUCUCCAGAGUUGGACAAAUCUCAUGUAAGAUUGUUUAUGUCAAAAGUUAUUGCGUAUGCAAUGAAACCUAACCAUGAACACUAACAUACGUAAAGAUCCAAUGCGAUUAUAUAAUCAAAUACUGCAAGCAUGUAAAUCCUAUUGAACAAUUGUUUGCAAUAUGGUGGGUAUGAAGUAGAUUGCACUAAACUUAAGUGCAGUGUUCGUCAGAAAGCACUAGCACUUUUAUGGAAAUUAACAUGUUAGCUUAAAGAAGGGAAGUAAUGUUUUUCUUCUUCUUUGCUUUUCCCACUUUCUUUCUAAGGUGUAAUAAAAAUAAAGUUAGGAAGAUAAUUUGAAAUACUUAAAAUUAACAAGUGAGAUUAGCCUAUAGAGUAAAGGCCAAAAAGCAAGAGAAAAAAAAGAAGGGAGCUAAAAACAAAAAAGAUUAGGCACACUUUAUGAAGCAAUUUUAAGAAAACUGUAAACUAGACAAAGUAUCUUAACCAAAUAAAGGAGUCAAAACUUGAGAAUAGAAGCCCUUAUUGAGCAUAUGUUCUCCACAACCUAUAGAAAAGAAAGCACAAUAUCAAGAAGAAAAGAAACAAUAACAAGCCAAUAAUGAUAUAUCGGCCCACUCUUCUCAUAGUCUUUAUAAAUACAGCAAUCCUGAGAUGAAGUUUCCCAUCUCAAGCUUAAUCUCCAACUCUUAUCAGAAAUCAUAGUAGAUAGCAAACUCAAUCAAGAAGUGUGCUAUGGACCAGGGAAGAGGCAGCUGCAUGACUGAGGUUGCAGUUUUAGCCAUCUUGGUUAUUGUAUGUUCUCCAUCAUGCAGUUUUGCUGCCACCUAUAUUGUUGGAGAUUCGCAAGGUUGGGGUUUCUCAGCCUCCUACAAGGACUGGGCCAAUGGAAAGCCUUUUACUGCUGGAGACACCCUUGUUUUUAACUACCAAUCCGGUGUUCAUAACGUGGUACCUGUUACUGCUUCAGAGUAUGGAAGUUGCAAGGCAACUGGAAAAGCAUCAACCAGUGGCAAUGACAAGUUCACUUUGAAGAAAGGGGCAAACUAUUUCUUGUGCAGCAUUCCUGGUCAUUGCUCUUCAGGCAUGAAGAUCGAAGUAACUGGUCGGUGAGGAUCAGAGAUACGUCUUUUUC
Asparagus officinalis (garden asparagus) is the source of this 1220-nucleotide messenger RNA. RefSeq names its product basic blue protein-like. Gene Ontology annotation, cellular component: plasma membrane. Gene Ontology annotation, molecular function: electron transfer activity. Bases 821 to 1198 code for a protein of 125 amino acids. NCBI's taxonomy places the organism in Eukaryota, Viridiplantae, Streptophyta, Magnoliopsida, Asparagales, Asparagaceae. The transcript is spliced from 2 exons. The record is from RefSeq and is a predicted model, not a curated record.